This is a messenger RNA of Cydia splendana, 805 nucleotides long. RefSeq lists its product as uncharacterized. NCBI's taxonomy places the organism in Eukaryota, Metazoa, Arthropoda, Insecta, Lepidoptera, Tortricidae. Bases 101 to 754 code for a protein of 217 amino acids. The transcript has 3 exons. The record is from RefSeq and is a predicted model, not a curated record.
CAUAAGUGUGAAAGUACCUAGAUAUCAUUUCCUCGAAAGUGCAAGUUUUUGUAAAGUGUGUUGAUUUCGAAGUGCUCAGGUAUAUAAUUGGGUUAACAGAAUGGAUUACAUAUCGUUUUCAAACUAUUCGUACGGGGACAACGACGACUACCCUCACGAACCGCACAUAAUGCCCGUGCCUUCAGGAGGACCAUGGAAUGUGCAGGGACUGUCUUGGGGGUCGCACUCGCCGCCCCAGCUGGUGCAGUUUAACGCUCUAGUGCCUCAGCAACCUCGGUUUUCUACAAUAAUGCACUGCAAACGAAAAAGUUUAGAUCCAGAGCCAUCAAUCCCUGCAAAGAUAUACAUAACGGAAGACAAAAUGGCAGAUCAUCUCAACGGUCUCCAUCUGUCUACAGACUAUAGAACACACCACCUAGCCAGUAGUAAUAACUCUAUGAGUAUGGAUGCCGGACUCAUGGACAUGGACACUCCCGCCAACACUGAUGUUAGAGACAAGUUAAAAGGGCACACCAUUGUACUCUCGGAGGAGAUUAAGAAACUUAAGGAUGAGCCGCUGAUACCUCCUGCGCUUAUUGAAAGGUUAGAAAAACCCUGCAUGUCCCUGGUUGUCUGGCAGCCCAAGGAGAGUGUAGUAGACAAACUAAAGGGCACUACCACGGAGAACAGGACAGAAGAAGAGGAACCAAAGAAACGGAAUGGUGUUCUUGUUCCUGAUAUGGGCAUGGAUGGAGGUAUGGAUAUGGAGAUGUAAGUUUAAUUCUGGUCUUAGAUGUAGUUUAUAGUUCGUUUUUUUGGCAUUAGA